Molecule: messenger RNA, 1344 nt
Organism: Triticum urartu
Lineage: Eukaryota; Viridiplantae; Streptophyta; Magnoliopsida; Poales; Poaceae
Source: RefSeq, a predicted model, not a curated record
AUGAAGGGUUUACCUAGCGGCCAGAGGCGAGUUCGUACCUCGUAUCAAGAUACGGCGAAGUUCUUGGGUGGAGGAGGUGCCGAUUCUGAGUCGGGCGAGGAGGACUCGAUCUCCGUUCCUUCAUCGCCGGAGCAGACGGCCGUCAGUGGAAGCAUUAAGAUAGGCAGCGGAAAAUUUGUUUCGUUGGCUGCACAUUUGUCAACCAAAUACUGUGAGAAGGUGUGGAAUUUGUCAAGAUCACUUGAGCCAGUGGUUGAAGUAACAAAGCUUUCUAGACUGGAGGCUUGGCCUAAGAGCUUUGAGGCAUCAAGGCCCACUGAUGACAACAUUGCGUUGUAUUUAUUGCCCACCGAGAUGAGGCAAGAUGCAGACCUGGAUCAACUUGUUAAAGAAGUCGUGGAGAAUGAUAUGAUCCUACGAGCUAUUGUUGGUGAAGCUGAGAUGCUGAUAUUGCCAUCUAUUCUACUGCCUGAGCAACACCAAACUUUCCAAGGAAAACCCUACCUGUGGGCGGUAUUUAAACGCAGAAUAGUGGAAGAGGAACAACAUGGCAAAGGACGCUGUGCACAGGAGAAAGGAAAACAACAGGCUUCACAUUUCAGUGUGGGAGAAGGGUUAAACAUGGAAGCUGGACUUGAAGCUUCUGAGGAACCGGAGAUGCAAGGCAUGGAGCAGGAACAAAAUCCCAAGUUGGCUGGACCCAACGCGCCGAGUCCUACAACUGAAGCUCCUACCGCGGCUGCAGCUACAAUGUCUGCCAACCACUGUCAAGACCACCCAAACAUGGCUGCUCCUACAGGAGCAUUGUAUGGCUUUGUGGUUCAGCGAACUCCGCGACUCGAGCAACUCAUCCAAGAGAUGCAGCGCGAAGGUGCUGUGAUGGUUGCAAUGCAAGGGCAGAUGAUAGGGCCAGGUCUUGCAUGGGCAGGCAGUAGCAACAGGAUUGAGAGGAGGACGAUAUGGCAUGGAGGCUGUUAUCGUCCAAGUGGCUAGGCAAGGAAGCUGACUUGGACCCGAGCCUUUGUGUGCACCAUCGCCUGUGCGUGUUUGGAGGAACCCCACUCGUAAGGUUCAGUCUUCUGCAACCUGGUAUUCUAGUUAGAGGUUUAGUUUGGUGUUGGCUAAAAUGCAUCUAAAAGUUAUCAUGUCAGCGCAUGUGUUCUCAGAUGCAUUUUGUUCUUCAGUAUAGUUCUGCUUGCAUCUCCUGCCGUGCUGGUGUCGAACAAGCUUUGGCCUAGUUGCUUUUUGCUUGUAGCAUCGAUUUUGUUUUUUCAUUGUAAUCUGUACUCUCAAUCCAUGCGUUCCUGUAACACUGGCACUGCUGCCUUUUGCUCCGUGCUGUUG